This is a messenger RNA of Artibeus jamaicensis (Jamaican fruit-eating bat), 8142 nucleotides long. RefSeq names its product collagen type V alpha 1 chain (gene COL5A1). The record is from RefSeq and is a predicted model, not a curated record. The transcript is spliced from 66 exons. Bases 427 to 5973 code for a protein of 1848 amino acids. NCBI's taxonomy places the organism in Eukaryota, Metazoa, Chordata, Mammalia, Chiroptera, Phyllostomidae. Gene Ontology annotation, molecular function: extracellular matrix structural constituent.
CGGGUGCCUUCCAAGAGAGAGGGAGGGAGGAACUCGGGGGAAAAAGUGCGGGGCGCCCCAGGCGAGGUCGGCACUCUUGGUCCCCGCGGCUCGCGCAGGACUUCACUCGAGCGCAGCGCCCAGGGAGAGCGGGUCGCGGGGCGGCGGCGGCCAGGGGGGACGAGCAGGAGUCGGAGGGGCUGCAGGAGGCGAGGACAAGCAAGCCGAACGGGGUCCCGGCCGCCCCGCGGGCCAAGGUCGAGCCCUCCCGCCCGUAGGCGAGCGCGCCCGCCGACCGGUGCCGGAGAGCCUCCGCCACAAAGAGGACGGGCGGGCGCCUGCUCCCCAUGACUUCCUGAGGUCCCGACUGCCCCGCUGAGUCCGGUGCCCGGGCCGAGCCCCCGCGCCCCCGAGCGUCCCCGCGCGCCCCAACCCGCGCCCUCCGGCAUGGAUGUCCACACCCGCUGGAAAGCGCGCAGCCCGCUCCGUCCGGGCGCCCAGCUGCUGCCCCCGCUGCCCCCGCCGGCGUGGCUGCUGCUGCUGCUGCUGUUGUGGGCGUCGCCUCGGAGCAGCGCAGCCCAGCCAGCAGAUCUCCUGAAGGUUCUAGAGUUUCAAAACCUGCCCGAUGGAAUAACCAAGACAACAGGCUUUUGCGCAUCGCGGCGAUCUUCCAAAGGCCCGGAUGUUGCUUACAGGGUCUCGAAAGAUGCCCAGCUCAGCGCGCCCACCAAGCAGCUGUACCCUGCGUCCGCGUUUCCUGAGGACUUCUCCAUCCUCGCCACUGUGAAAGCCAAGAAAGGCAGCCAGGCCUUCCUGGUCUCCAUCUACAAUGAACAGGGCAUCCAGCAGAUCGGCCUGGAGAUGGGCCGCUCCCCAGUCUUCCUCUACGAGGACCACACGGGCAAACCGGGGCCGGAUGAUUACCCCCUCUUCAGGGGCAUCAACCUGUCUGACGGCAAGUGGCACCGAGUCGCACUCAGCGUCCACAGGAAAAACGUCACCUUGAUCCUGGACUGCAGAAAGAAGGUCACCCAGCUCCUCGACCGCAGCGACCACCCCAUCAUAGACACCAACGGCAUCGUGGUGUUCGGCACACGGAUCCUGGACGAGGACGUGUUUGAGGGCGACAUCCAGCAGCUGCUCUUCGUCCCCGACCCCCGGGCGGCCUACGACCAGUGCGAGCACUACAGCCCCGACUGUGACACGGCCGCCCCGGACACCCCGCAGUCCCAGGACCCCGGCCCGGACGAAUACUACCCGGAAGGCGAGGGCGAGGGUGAGGGCGAGACUUACUACUACGAGUACCCCUACUACGAGGACCCAGACAGCCCCAGCAGGGAGCCCACUACCACCCAGAAGCCAGUGGAAGCCGCCAAGGAGACCACGGAGGUCCCCGAGGAGCUGACCCCGUCCCCCACGGCGGCCCUUCCGGUGCCCGCCACCAGAGAGGGGGCCGGGAAGGAGGAGGACCCCGGCAUAGGGGACUACGACUACGGGCCCAUCGAGGACUACUACACGCCGCCCCCUUACGAGGACAUCGGCUAUGCCGAGGGCAUCGACGACCCCGACCAGGCCCCCGACCACGGCGCGGGGGCGGAGGUCCCCACCAGCACCACGGUCGGCGCCUCCAACGCCUCCAAUCCGGCUCCACCCCCUGGGGAGGGGAAGGACGACGCGGACGGGGAGUUCACCGAAGAAACCAUCAAGAACCUGGACGAGAGCUACUACGACUCCUACUACGACCCCACCGUCUCCCCGUCCGAGAUCGGGCCGGGCAUGCCCGCCAACCAGGACACCAUCUUCGAAGGGAUCGAAGGGCCGCGGGGCGAGAAGGGGCAAAAGGGAGAACCCGCCAUCAUCGAACCGGGCAUGCUCUUGGAGGGGCCCCCCGGCCCUGAAGGCCCCGCAGGUCUCCCGGGACCUCCAGGAACGAUGGGUCCCACUGGCCAAGUGGGUGACCCCGGAGAAAGGGGUCCCCCUGGACGCCCGGGUCUCCCUGGGGCUGACGGGCUGCCUGGCCCCCCUGGAACCAUGCUCAUGCUCCCCUUCCGGUUCGGAGGGGGAGGCGAUGCUGGCUCCAAAGGCCCCAUGGUCUCAGCCCAGGAGUCCCAAGCUCAAGCCAUUCUGCAGCAGGCGCGGCUGGCGUUGAGGGGCCCAGCCGGCCCGAUGGGUCUGACCGGGAGACCCGGCCCCAUGGGUCCUCCCGGCACCGGAGGCUUGAAGGGCGAGUCGGGAGACAUGGGUCCUCAGGGCCCGAGAGGUGUGCAGGGCCCGCCCGGGCCGGCGGGCAAGCCUGGGAGAAGGGGGCGGCCCGGCAGUGACGGAGCGCGAGGGAUGCCCGGGCAGACGGGCCCCAAGGGUGACCGUGGCUUCGAUGGCCUGGCGGGACUGCCGGGAGAGAAGGGACACAGGGGCGACCCUGGCCCUUCUGGCCCGCCGGGCCCUCCGGGAGAUGAUGGAGAAAGGGGUGACGACGGAGAAGUUGGGCCCAGAGGGCUGCCCGGGGAACCCGGGCCACGUGGUCUGCUGGGGCCGAAGGGUCCCCCGGGCCCUCCCGGACCUCCUGGUGUGACGGGGAUGGAUGGCCAGCCGGGCCCGAAAGGGAAUGUGGGCCCCCAGGGGGAGCCCGGCCCCCCAGGACAGCAGGGCAAUCCCGGUGCCCAGGGUCUUCCCGGCCCCCAGGGAGCCAUCGGUCCCCCGGGAGAGAAGGGCCCCCUGGGAAAACCAGGCCUCCCAGGAAUGCCCGGCGCUGACGGACCCCCGGGCCAUCCCGGCAAAGAAGGCCCCCCUGGAGAAAAAGGAACCCAGGGUCCGCCUGGCCCCCAGGGCCCCAUCGGCUACCCCGGGCCUCGAGGAGUGAAGGGGGCGGACGGCAUCCGGGGUCUGAAGGGCACCAAGGGCGAGAAGGGGGAAGACGGCUUUCCCGGCUUUAAAGGAGACAUGGGCAUCAAGGGGGACCGGGGGGAGAUCGGCCCACCUGGUCCCAGAGGGGAAGAUGGCCCCGAAGGCCCUAAGGGUCGUGGAGGUCCAAAUGGCGACCCCGGUCCUCUGGGACCCUCUGGGGAGAAGGGGAAACUCGGAGUCCCAGGGCUACCCGGCUACCCAGGAAGACAAGGGCCAAAGGGCUCUAUUGGAUUUCCUGGAUUUCCCGGCGCCAACGGCGAGAAGGGCGGCAGGGGCACGCCAGGGAAGCCGGGACCGCGGGGGCAGCGAGGCCCAACGGGCCCGAGGGGUGAAAGAGGCCCCCGGGGCAUCACCGGGAAGCCCGGCCCCAAGGGCAACUCUGGAGGGGACGGCCCGGCCGGCCCUCCGGGUGAGCGGGGACCCAACGGACCCCAAGGUCCCACCGGAUUUCCUGGACCCAAGGGCCCCCCUGGCCCCCCAGGCAAGGACGGGCUCCCGGGACACCCCGGACAGAGAGGCGAGACCGGUUUCCAAGGCAAGACCGGCCCCCCAGGUCCGCCCGGCGUGGUCGGCCCUCAGGGUCCCACAGGAGAAACUGGUCCCAUGGGCGAGCGUGGCCACCCCGGGCCCCCCGGGCCCCCAGGUGAACAGGGGCUCCCAGGCCUUACCGGGAAAGAAGGGACAAAGGGGGACCCAGGCCCCGUCGGCCUCCCUGGGAAAGACGGCCCACCAGGACUCCGCGGCUUCCCUGGGGACCGAGGGCUCCCUGGCCCAGUGGGAGCAGUCGGACUGAAAGGCAGUGAGGGCCCCCCCGGCCCGCCAGGCCCCGCGGGGUCUCCGGGGGAGCGAGGUCCGGCCGGUGCUGCGGGGCCCAUUGGAAUUCCAGGGAGACCAGGGCCCCAGGGACCUCCGGGGCCCGCCGGGGAGAAAGGAGCGCCUGGCGAGAAAGGGCCACAAGGCCCCGCUGGCCGAGAUGGUCUCCAAGGCCCCGUGGGGCUCCCUGGUCCGGCCGGCCCUGUGGGGCCCCCUGGAGAAGACGGAGACAAGGGAGAGAUCGGGGAGCCGGGGCAGAAGGGCAGCAAAGGGGACAAAGGAGAACAGGGUCCGCCUGGGCCGACGGGUCCUCAGGGCCCCAUCGGGCAGCCAGGCCCCUCGGGAGCUGACGGAGAGCCGGGGCCUCGGGGCCAGCAGGGCCUUUUCGGGCAGAAAGGUGACGAGGGUCCCAGAGGUUUUCCCGGGCCCCCUGGACCCGUGGGGCUGCAGGGCCUGCCAGGACCCCCGGGAGAGAAGGGCGAGACAGGAGACGUGGGUCAGAUGGGCCCGCCAGGUCCCCCCGGCCCCCGCGGGCCCUCUGGAGCACCAGGUGCGGACGGGCCCCAAGGUCCCCCCGGUGGAAUAGGCAAUCCUGGCGCAGUGGGAGAGAAGGGUGAGCCCGGCGAGGCUGGUGAGCCCGGUCUUCCUGGAGAAGGCGGCCCCCUGGGACCCAAAGGAGAAAGGGGAGAGAAGGGCGAGGCGGGCCCUUCUGGUGCUGCCGGACCCCCUGGACCCAAAGGCCCCCCCGGAGACGACGGUCCCAAGGGCAGUCCCGGCCCCGUUGGUUUUCCUGGAGAUCCCGGACCACCUGGAGAGCCCGGCCCCGCGGGCCAGGAUGGUCCCCCUGGUGACAAAGGGGACGACGGCGAGCCCGGGCAGACGGGCUCCCCGGGCCCCACUGGUGAGCCCGGCCCAUCGGGGCCUCCGGGAAAGAGGGGUCCCCCCGGGCCUGCUGGCCCCGAAGGCAGACAGGGGGAGAAAGGAGCCAAGGGAGAAGCUGGCUUGGAAGGCCCUCCUGGGAAGACUGGCCCCAUCGGCCCCCAGGGGGCCCCUGGGAAACCCGGGCCUGACGGCCUGCGAGGGAUCCCCGGCCCUGUGGGUGAACAAGGCCUCCCGGGAUCCCCAGGCCCCGACGGCCCCCCUGGCCCCAUGGGUCCUCCAGGACUCCCUGGCCUCAAAGGGGACUCUGGCCCCAAAGGGGAGAAGGGUCACCCCGGCCUGAUCGGACUCAUCGGGCCCCCCGGGGAGCAGGGCGAAAAGGGGGACCGCGGCCUCCCCGGCCCGCAGGGCUCCUCCGGCCCUAAGGGCGAACAGGGCGUCUCUGGUCCUUCCGGCCCGCUCGGCCCCCCAGGCCCUCCCGGCAUGCCGGGUCCUCCUGGUCCGAAAGGUGCGAAAGGAUCCUCGGGUCCCACUGGCCCGAAGGGCGAGGCUGGCCACCCCGGUCCCCCCGGCCCGCCGGGCCCCCCGGGCGAGGUCAUCCAGCCCCUGCCGAUCCAGGCAUCCAGGGCGCGGCGGAACAUUGACGCCAGCCAGCUGAUGGACGACGCGGAGGGCGAGAGUUACGUGGACUACGCGGACGGCAUGGAGGAGAUCUUCGGCUCGCUCAACUCCCUGAAGCUGGAGAUCGAGCAGAUGAAGCGGCCCCUGGGCACCCGGGAGAACCCCGCCCGCACCUGCAAGGACCUGCAGCUCUGUCACCCCGACUUCCCUGACGGUGAAUACUGGGUGGACCCGAACCAAGGUUGCUCCAGGGACUCCUUCAAAGUCUACUGCAACCUCACGGCCGGAGGCGCCACCUGCGUGUUCCCAGACAAGAAGUCCGAGGGGGCCAGAAUCACUUCUUGGCCCAAAGAAAACCCAGGCUCCUGGUUCAGUGAAUUCAAGCGCGGUAAACUGCUCUCCUACGUGGACGCGGAGGGCAACCCCGUGGGCGUGGUGCAGAUGACCUUCCUGCGCCUGCUGAGCGCCUCCGCCAACCAGAACGUCACCUACAACUGCCACCAGUCGGUCGCCUGGCAGGACGCCGCCACGGGCAGCUACGACAAGGCCAUCCGCUUCCUGGGCUCCAACGACGAGGAGAUGUCCCACGACAACAGCCCCUACAUCCGCGCCCUGGUGGACGGCUGCGCGACCAGGAAAGGCUACCAGAAGACUGUGCUGGAGCUCGACACGCCCAAGGUGGAGCAGCUGCCCAUCGUGGACAUCAUGUUCAGCGACUUCGGAGAAGCCUCGCAGAAAUUCGGAUUCGAAGUGGGGCCGGCUUGCUUCCUGGGCUAGGAGCCGCCGCCCGGCCCGAGACCAACCUCGUGACCUCAGCGCGCCGCCGCCCGUGGGUGUCCUGGACAGCGAAGACCCCUCGUCCCGCCCCCGACCUCGUCUGCACCUCGGCACCCUGCGGGCCGCACCCGAACCAGAGAGAGCAAAGGGAAAGAGCCGUGUCCACACCCCGGAGCCGAAUCACAUGACCUAGAAGUCCCACAGCGCCCCGGGCCCGAAGGCCGCUCUCCCCAGCCCGGUUUUGUCUGCGCCGCAGCCCACGGGGACAGGAACCGGCCACAGGUCUUGCCACCAGACUCACCGGCCACGCCGGUGGAGGGGUCACAGGGCUGCGGCUGUGGUAUUUGAAGAUGAUGUUUUUUAAAAUUCAACUUGAAGAUGUGUACUUCCCCUGACCUUCAAAAAGCGUUCCGAGGCAGGCCGCGUAAAGGCCCCCGCCCUCGCCUGAGCCUCCCGUCCCGGAACUCAGCCCGUCACAGGCCAGAUGCCCCCUCGUGUGCCUUUCUGAUGGAUCAAAGGUGCUUCUGUUUUGUGAGUUGUGAGUAGAUGUUUGUACUGUCCUAAAUGUUCAGUGUCCCUGACUUUCAAUCACGCAGGUGGCCCCAGCCCCGUCCCAGUGGGAGCAGGGACGGGCUGGCGUCCCCUCUGGCUGCCCUCCGGUCUGGUCAGGCCGGGAGCCCCGCGUCCGCCCUGGGUGAGCGGCGCCAUCAAUUGGAAAUCGGCCCAGAGCCGCGGGAAUUCAUGCCGCCAUUGGAAAAGCAGGUGCCAGAGCUCUUUUUCUGACAGUUUUUUGAUGAGCGCUGGAUUUUUUUAAUGGGGAGGGAAAGAACGUCACACUCUGCCUUCUGUGCGAGCUCUCAGACGGAGACACGCAAGUUCUCCGCGAUUAAGUGAAAAUUGGUGCUUAUUUCACUCUCUCUGUGGUGCUACCUGUCCUGACGCUUUGAAGGUGGCCCUGGGCCUCCGUCUCCCUCCCUCCUCCACAGUCCGGUGUGUGCCCAGGCCACCGAGGCACGUGCGUGUCCCCUCCCCUCCCGCCGGGCCCCCGCCCGCACGCCCAGAUCAUGGUGUGGCCGAGCUGACGCCAGUGACCAGCGCCCGGUGGUACUUCUGUGAUUUGAAACCCCACAGAUACCACACAGGACACUCCCACACCGUCCACGGCGUCACAACCGCAGCCUGCAUCCUGCUGCCAAACGUCUGUGGUGCUAAUUACCGCGUUUGUCCCAAAAUGGCUCUGAAGCCGCUCGGUGGUCCCCAUACCUUCCGGGGGCUGGUCCGGGGCAGCCGCAGGCAGAGACACGUGCGCUGAACUCUGUGAGCCUCGGCGGGGCUGCUGGCGGGGCCCCGGCCCUCGAACACCGCCUGGAUUUCCACCAGCAACACCCGGGUGCGGCCCUCGGUGCCCGGGAGCCCGGGGCUGCCUUGUGUGGGUGAGGAGGGGUGUCCUGUGGACUGUGAGAAGCCUCCCACCUUCCACGACGGGAGGGGUCCGGCCCUGCACGGCCCCCUCCGGAGGGGGCUGUCCUGCCCCCCACCCCGCUGCGGAGGUCCCGGCACGGCCACCCAGGACACACAGACUGCCGCCCACGAGGAUUUCCCCAGUGCUCAUGGGAACCCAGCCCCACUCUUGCCAAGGGGAAGCCUGGUGAGGAGGGACUUCCGACCCCGCCACCGCCUCAGCCCCGCCUUCGAGAAGAAAGCCGUGCCCGCCGCGGUUCCGCUAGGUCAUGUGAUUCCGAUUUGAUCUUUCACCCCGUCACUUUCUUCCUCUGUCGGUCCCUUCCAAGCUGUUGUGAUUUGUACUGAAGUCAAGGACGUGUCUCGUUCCCCCCGGACCACUUAGCUGCGGUAUAUUGCAAUAAAGUUACUUCUAUAUUUGCAGAAAUUCUCUUGGUGUAAUUUUAUUUCAUUGUCUCCUAAUCUAUAUAAUUGGACACACGUUGACAAAAAGGGAAACCAGCACACAGAAAACCUGUGGUGACGAUUCACGGAGGUCAGCCGCGUUCCAAUCCGUGCCAGACGGCACCGUGCGUGCCUCCCGAGAGCCCGGUGGACGGGUCCGUGAGCUCUGACUGUAAUGCCCAUGAGGGGGCAUUUGGAAAUAUUUUAAAUCUGUGUAAGAGAAGGAUCGUUGUAAUAGUUUCCAAUAAAUCACGUUUACUGUUU